Molecule: messenger RNA, 2068 nt
Organism: Brassica oleracea var. oleracea
Lineage: Eukaryota; Viridiplantae; Streptophyta; Magnoliopsida; Brassicales; Brassicaceae
Product: ABC transporter G family member 21
Exons: 5
Coding region: 26-2026 (666 amino acids)
Cellular component (GO): membrane
Molecular function (GO): ABC-type transporter activity; ATP hydrolysis activity; ATP binding
Source: RefSeq, a predicted model, not a curated record
UUUCUCCCUUUGUAUCUCUCACUAGAUGAUGCCUCCUAAUGAGCAAGAAUCUAGCUUUCCGAAAACACCGGGUGCUAACCAAAGCGUAACAAGCCCGGUUCAAGAAACCCGCUUUAGCUCUCCAAGUCAUGUAACCCCAUGCCCCGACGGUCUGAGUCACCAAUCAAGGCAAUCUUUCGUUCUACGCCAAUCUUUACGUCCUAUAAUCCUCAAGUUUGAGGAGCUGACGUACAGUAUUACAUCACAAACCGGGAAAAGAAGCUACUGGUUUGGUUCACAAGAACCAAAACCGAACCGGUUCGUUCUCAACGGUGUAAGCGGGAUAGUCAAGCCAGGUGAGCUACUAGCUAUGCUUGGUCCAUCAGGUAGUGGCAAAACAACGCUAGUAACGGCGUUAGCCGGACGUUUACACGGUAAGCUCUCAGGAACGGUUAGUUAUAACGAAGAACCGUUUUCAAGCGCCGUGAAACGUAAAACGGGAUUCGUUACGCAAGAAGACGUUAUCUACCCACACUUAACGGUAUUGGAGACGUUAACGUACACAGCUUUGCUCCGUUUACCCAAAGAACUGACCCGCAAAGAGAAAAUCGAGCAGGCGGAGACUGUUGUUUCGGAUCUCGGGUUGACACGGUGUUGUAACAGCGUGAUCGGAGGCGGGUUGGUCCGAGGGAUAUCGGGUGGGGAGAGAAAACGGGUUAGUAUCGGACAAGAAAUGCUCGUGAACCCGAGUUUGUUGCUUCUUGAUGAGCCUACGUCGGGGCUUGAUUCCACGACGGCGGCGCGUAUAGUCUCCACGUUGAGGACGUUGGCGCGUGGUGGUCGGACGGUGGUGACGACGAUUCAUCAGCCGUCGAGUAGGCUUUAUAGGAUGUUCGAUAAAGUGUUGGUUUUGUCUGAAGGAAGUCCGAUUUAUAGUGGAGAUUCGGGUCGGGUCAUGGAGUAUUUUGGUUCGAUUGGGUUUCAACCGGGAUCCAAUUUCGUUAACCCGGCCGACUUCGUGCUUGAUCUUGCUAACGGAAUUACUUCGGAUACAAAGCAAUAUGACCAAGUCGACAUAAAUGGGAGAUUAGAUCGGCUUGAAGAACAAAACUCAGUAAAACAGUCGUUAAAAUCGUCUUACAAAAAACACUUAUAUCCACCUUUGAAAGAAGAAGUUUCUAGAACAUAUCCACAAGAUCAAACGGUCAAUGGAUCGAGAGCAAAGUCUUUGACAAAUCGAUGGCCAACAAGUUGGUGGAUGCAGUUCUCAGUUUUACUGAAGCGAGGUUUAAAGGAGAGAAGUCAUGAAUCAUUUUCAGGACUUAGAAUAUUUAUGGUCAUGUCGGUUUCUAUACUUUCUGGCCUCUUAUGGUGGCAUUCUCGCGUUGCUCAUAUACAAGAUCAGGUGGGUCUACUGUUCUUCUUCUCGAUAUUCUGGGGAUUCUUUCCUCUCUUCAACGCCAUAUUUACAUUCCCUCAAGAACGGCCAAUGCUCAUAAAAGAGCGAUCCUCAGGAAUCUACAGACUCUCCUCCUACUACAUAGCAAGAAUAGUUGGGGAUUUACCAAUGGAACUCAUUCUUCCAACGAUCUUUGUCACGAUCACAUAUUGGAUGGGAGGUCUCAAGCCAUCUUUAACCACAUUCCUCUUGACCCUUAUGAUCGUUCUCUACAAUGUUCUAGUGGCUCAAGGCGUAGGGUUAGCCUUAGGAGCAAUCUUGAUGGAUGCGAAAAAAGCAGCAACAUUAUCUUCGGUGUUAAUGCUAGUGUUCUUACUAGCCGGAGGUUACUAUAUCCAGCAUAUACCGGGGUUCAUUGCGUGGUUGAAGUAUAUAUCUUUUAGCCAUUAUUGCUAUAAGCUUCUUGUUGAAGUUCAAUACACAUGGGAUGAGGUUUAUGAAUGUGGACCAGGGUUGCAUUGUAGCGUUAUGGAUUAUGAAGGGAUUAAGAAUUUGAGGAUAGGGAAUAUGAUGUGGGAUGUUUUGGCUCUUGCCCUUAUGUUAUUUCUUUAUAGAGUUCUUGCUUACCUAGCUCUAAGGAACUUGUGACUGCUUCUAAUUUGUAUUUUUUUAACUAUGUAUAAGCCAAGU